AUGGAUGAUGAGGGGGAAAGCUAUGCUUCUGCAGAAGUAUCUGAUAUGUUGGAAUCAGUUUCUUUUCUAAACAUAAUGUAUCAAGCUUUGAAAGUCUUCUUGAGAGUGAGGCCCUUUUCUGGAGCAGAGCUUGAAAACCAUGAAUCUCAGGGUUGUAUAACUAUUGAAGAUCCUCAGACAGUCAUUCUUAGUGCACCCAAAGAGUCUUCUGCAAUGAAAAACAGUGAGAGAGGGAUUGGUAAUUCUGUGCACAAAUUUGCCUUCUCUCAGGUCUUUGGACCAGAGACUACUCAGAGUGAAUUUUUUGAAGGCUCAAUGAAAGAGAUAGUAAGCGCAUACGUUCAUGGAGUGAAUGGACUGGUGUUUACUUAUGGGGUUACAAAUGCAGGCAAGACAUUCACUAUUCAAGGCACUCCAAAAGAUGGUGGUAUUUUACCUCGCUCGCUUGCUGUGAUUUUCAACCACAUAAGGGGAAGACAUUACCUGAAGAUGAACUUCAAACCAUGUUUGAGCAAUGAUGUUAAGAAACUAGAAGAUGCACAAGUCAAGCAAGAAGAAGCCAUAAAAACUGCUGUUCUUGCAUCGCUGAAAGAGGAGACAGAAAACAUCUCCAAUAGUAUUAUAAAUACAUGUGGUGUGGAGUCAGUUUCUUCCAACUGUACUUCAAAAAGACUUCCUUCUGAUUCCCUAGCAGAGAACAACUUUGUUCCACUUGACAUAUAUAGGACUAAUAUACACCCAAGAACACAAGCAUCUGUGUGGAUUUCCUUUUGUGAAAUUUAUAAUGAAUAUGUGUAUGACCUAUUAAAUGUAUUAUCUACAUCAAAAACUCAGAAGCGCAGAGUCUUGAGAAUCUGUGAGGAUCAAGGAGGAAAUUCUUACAUUAAAGACUUAAAGUGGAUUAACAUUCAGAGCACUGAAGAAGCCUGCAAAUUACUAAAAAUAGGAAACAAGAACCGAAGCUUUGCUUGUACAAGAAUGAAUGAGCAAUCAAGUAGAAGUCACAGUAUAUUUUCAAUCAGGCUACUAAGGCUAACUGAUGAGCAUCAGCCGUGUGUACUUGGAGUUUCAGAGUUGUCUUUCUGUGACUUGGCUGGAUCAGAGAGGUGUAAUAAAACACAAGCCUUUGGAGACAGACUAAAAGAAGCAGGAAAUAUUAAUAAUUCUCUUCAUAUCCUUGGAAAAUGCAUCGCGGCAUUGAAGCAAAAUCAAAAUCCAAAGUUGAAGCCAAGCUAUAUUCCAUUCAGAGAGAGCAAACUGACUCGUCUCUUUCAGCCCUUCUUUUGUGGCAAAGGCAAAGUAUGUAUGAUUGUAAACAUUAAUCAGCAUGCUUCCACAUAUGAUGAAACACUACACGUAAUGAAAUUUUCAGCUAUAGCCAAGCAGGUAAUCCAGACAAUCCUACCCAAAAGUUUUGGUUAUUUUCCACCCAAGCUAGAUGGAGGCAAUGGCAAACCUAUCGUGCACUUUGAUGCGAACACGUCUGUAGAUGACUUUCCUGACAGUACUGAAACCUCUGCAGAUGAGGAAGUGGACAUCACCAUUCUGAGUCAUGAGGAUCUCUUGAAAACUACAGAGAACCUAAAGCAGAGGCUAGUUGCAGAAAGACAAAGUAAACUCUUUCUGGAGGUGAAGAUACGUAAAGAGAUGGCAGAAGCAAUGUUUCGACAGCUGUUGGAAACAGAGGAAGCCUGGAGCAACCGCUUGGAAGAUAUGAAAGACAGUUUUGAAGAAAAACUGGAGAGCAAAUUUGAAAUGUAUAAAGAGGCCAUCAAGAAACAUGCAUAUAUGUGUGCAAUGGAACAAAUUGAAGAUCAUUAUGUUCCCAUAGAAGAAUUUCUAGCUGAACAACAGAAAGUUGAGGACAGAAUCACUGAAUUAUCAAGGUUGGAAAAGACCUUCCAAGAUCAU
This is a messenger RNA of Chaetura pelagica (chimney swift), 1911 nucleotides long. Its product is annotated as kinesin-like protein KIF20A. Gene Ontology annotation, biological process: microtubule-based movement. The record is from RefSeq and is a predicted model, not a curated record. Gene Ontology annotation, molecular function: ATP hydrolysis activity; ATP binding; microtubule motor activity. The transcript is spliced from 15 exons. The annotation marks the transcript as partial. Gene Ontology annotation, cellular component: nucleus; kinesin complex; microtubule. NCBI's taxonomy places the organism in Eukaryota, Metazoa, Chordata, Aves, Apodiformes, Apodidae.